CCUAGGUAUUUAUACACAUUGAAGGAUCAUUUGCUAAUCUGAUAAACUGAAUAAAGGGAAGUCUGUUGUACAACCCAGAAAUAGUGGAAAGGAUAUCACCAAAUCCUCGAGAAGACUUCAUGUAAAUCGAUCGCAAAUAGGUCUUUAGAAAAUUGUGAUGAUAAAAUUUUUCUCUACAUUUGUUUGAAGAAAGAAAAAAAAAAUAUUUUUCAUGAUUUUAUCAUUCGGGGGAAAAUGAAAUUGGAAUGGAUGUUCAUUACAAUUCUUCUGACAGUUCUUAUAGACGGAGGUGAAUAUUUGUCAUCUAAUCUUGACGACCUACAAAAAGAGUACGGAGAAUGGCGUCUACAGAAAUCUCCUGAUUAUCCCACUUCCAUAGGCAUAUACAAAUAUAACGACCAAGUAGAGAAAUAUUCAUAUUCUGGAUUUGAUGAAGAAUAUAGGAAAUAUGUGAGCCUUCAAAGCCGUUUGAAUUCGAUUGUAUAUGACCAACUUUCACCGAAAGAAAAGACUGAUUAUGAUAUAUUCAACGACACACUAUCAACGCUUAUUAGAGGAUACAGAUGGAAAGACUACAACAUCCUAAACCCGAUUAAUUUCCUGGAAGGACCACAAAUUGAUCCAUCUUCUCUUCCAAGUAUUACCCCAUUCGACACAGUAGGCGACUAUGAAAACUAUGUCAGGCGCUUAGAGCUGUAUCCUAAUCAGAUAGGAGAAAUGAUGUCGUUAUUUAAUAAAGCAAUAGAAAAAGGCCACACGUAUCAUAAUGUUUCUGUGAAAAGAGUUCCUGAUCAAAUAGAUGCGAUUCUUACUAACGCGACUGCUGAAAACUUCCCUCUCUACAAACCGUUUCUCGAAAAAUUGACAAAUCUGACAACUAUUGAUGAAUCUAAGAAAGCAGAUAUGAGAGAAAGGGCAAGGUCAGCUGUCCAAAACAUGAUCCAAAAAUUUAGAGACUUAAAGAGAUAUUUUGAAACCGAAUAUUUUCUUCAUGUAAGAAGUGGUUACGGGGUAAGUAGUUGGGAUAAAGGAGGUGAAUUUUACAAAGAAUGUCUACGUUGGCACCUCUCUCUGGAUUUAACACCAGACGCAGUCCAUCACAAGGGUUUACAAGAAGUGGAGAGAAUUUCUUCGGAGAUGAGAAAGAUCAUGAUGAAAUUAAAUCAUAAGGGAUCUGUGAAGGAGUUUUUCGACAAGAUCAAGGCGGAUCCAAAUAAUUAUCUAAAUACUGGCGAAGAAAUAAUACAAUGGUACAAGGAUGCAAUUAAAAAUGACAUUGAACCCCAAUUGCCAAAGUUAUUUAAAGACCUUCCUAACUUGCCAGUAGAUGUACAGCCGAAUCCAAUAGAUGGGAUUGAUGGCCAGUAUCUAGCAGGACCUCCCGAUGGAUCACGCCCGGGGGUAUUCCAAGUGAACGUCUUCCAUCCCAAUAAAUCUAUUAAAAUUGACUUUAUGGCUCUUUUACUUCACGAGACAAUUCCUGGUCAUCACUUACAGAUCAGCGUUGCAUCUACUGUCCAAAUCCCUAGUUAUAGAAAGCAGAUGACUGGGUAUCUCUACACAGUUCCAUUUGAAGCCCCGUUUUACACAGCCUAUGUAGAGGGAUGGGCAUUGUAUGCAGAAUCUUUGGGUGAAGAAAUGAACGUAUACAAAACUGAUAAUGAUCUUAUGGGAAGAUACGGAUCGGAAAUAUUUAGAGCCUGUCGUCUUGUAGUCGAUACAGGAUUGCAUUACUUUAAUUGGACGAGACAACGUGCCAUAGACUACAUGUUGAAUUACACAGCGUACAGUGAAAACUCUAUCACGACUGAAAUUGAUAGAUAUCUGACAUGGCCGGGCCAAGCAUGUGCAUACAAAAUCGGCGAACUAAAAAUAAAGGAAUUGCGGGAAAGGGCUAAAAAUGCGUUAGGGUCAAAGUUUGAUAUCAGGGAUUUUCAUUCCAUUGUUUUGAAAGACGGAGCUCUUCCUCUGAACAUCCUGGAGAAAAAUGUGGACCAGUGGAUCGCUGAAACAAAAAAUAAACCCUCAAAAACAACGAAUCAGUGCACCUCAGAGGGAUCUACAAAAACAGCUAAUUUAAAAAUGUUGCCAACUAUUUUCAUAUUACUUUUGUUAAAAUCUUUCUGUUGACAUGCAUAUCAUGCAUAUAUGUAAAUGAAGUAUUUACUUCAUUCAUGUUUUGUAAUUCCAUUCGUAUUGUAUAUAUAAUUUGAUUAUGUACAAUCAAAGACAGACAAAUUUCAAAAAAUAUCAUGAGUAUUGUGUAUCCGAGUCAAAAUCGAAUUUAUUAAGUGAAAUGAUAUAUUUAAUAACUAACCUAAUAUUUUUUUUUUGUUUAAAAGAUACUAGAUAAGUAUAUCUUUUAGCUAAUGAUAGAAUUAAUGAUGGUGAUAUUUUUUAUAUGAAUGCUGUAUACUGUAAACCAAUAAUAAUUCGCGAUUUUUUAGUUGAAAUCUAUCUGCUACGAAUAAUUUUAGCGACUUAGGAAUUAUGCAAUGAAAUAAAGAGUUCACAUACAGAAAAAUUCAAGAUUUAAAGGAGGUCGCACUACCCUCCUGGAAAUUUCUCACACGUGAAUAAAAGUUGGUUUAUAGUACAUGCCUUCUUCAGUUUUUGUGCACGUUUGAGAACAUUAACUAUUUUAAAGAGAAAGGUCUUUAUUUUAUAAUUACCAAAAUUUGCCCCCAGAAUCAAACUUUGAUGGAGAAGUCUAUAAUUGUGUUCUAAAUCAAGGGGAUAUAUGCAGACUUCAAAGCCUUAAAUAUAUUCAUUAGCCAUGAUGCCAUGUUUUAAAAAUGACCUUAAUUCAAAAUGUCCUUGAUUUAUAUAGAGAAAAAGGUGUAAAUUACGUCGAUAAAUUGAGUGAAAGUCAGCAGGCGCAGGUUUGCUCCAACUCAUGUUUUGCUAUAAUGUAUAGGAAUUAUAACAUAAAUGAAAAAUGUUAAUAUUGUGA
Molecule: messenger RNA, 2953 nt
Organism: Saccostrea echinata
Lineage: Eukaryota; Metazoa; Mollusca; Bivalvia; Ostreida; Ostreidae
Exons: 17
Coding region: 235-2130 (631 amino acids)
Source: RefSeq, a predicted model, not a curated record